UAUGGAUCCGAAUAUAAAUCUGGGUUUCUCUUGUCGCCUCAUCCACUUCUUACUCUUCGUCUCAAUGGCGGUUCUACAAAUUCAAAGAGGACACAGUGCAUGCUUUUUUGUGCAUGUGUGAAUAUCGAGCAUGUUCAGUGCAACUGGAACUGAAACUGUAAAACCUAACAAACACAUUACUUGCACUUUCUGCAUGCUGCUCUUGCUGCAUUAAAGCUUAGUCGAUCUGGAUAAGAACUUCUGCUAAAUGAAAUGAAUGUAAUGUCAGCCUGACGUGGUGAUCUGGACAUAAAGCAAUGGCACCUACAGGAUCAAACAGACACAUUCUGAGUGAUAUUCUCCAGAUGUGCGAUUUGAAGCUUGCCUGCUUGCUCUGUACUAACAAGGAAAAUGAAGUCACAUACUCUCUGAAGACCCUUAGCCAUCAGUGCAGAGGAGAUCUGCUUUUGGCCAAAGGAAGAGACAAUGGCAAACAGUGGAGGCACAUAUCCCGUCGCCCUGAAUUCCCCAACCCCAGCAAGUACGAAGUGUGCUGGUUCUUUAAAGAGGGCUCCGGGUGCAAGAAGCACAGAAACCGAUGCACCUUCGCCAGAAGCAAAGAGGAGGCUACAGUGUGGACCAUACAAAAACACCACGGCGUGGAUCACGGCACUCUGGUGAGGCUCGUGGCGGAGGCCGGGAGGCACGCCCCGAAACAGAUCGGUGUCGCGCAGAAGAUCUUGACGGAGUUCGGGGGGGACUUCCUGGAGCUCUGCGAGAGAUGCUUCUACAGCAGCCCGCAGACGAUCGCGGGUAAGACCUGGAGCAACACGUGCGCAUCAGAGGCGGCCCACGAGUGGAAGCCGGCGUUGGUCCACCAGCUGGCGGAAGGGCAGGGCAAGAGGGUGUACAGCGAGAUCCGGCGGCCGCCUCCGCUCCACAGCCUGCGGUACUGCGGCCAUGUUGCCAAGGGUUUGCCCUGCUGGCACAGGCUCACCCGCUGCCAGCUGGCCCACAGCGAGGUGGAGAUGGCGGUGUGGAAGGAGGAGCUUAACGGCGGGUUCAGCCGGAAGGAGCUGGUGCUGCUGUCACAGAAGAGGCGCCCCCUAGUUGCCCCGCAAGUCCCCGAGGCCGACACCCCCGCGGGCAAGGUGGAGAUCUACUGUAAGGCCUGUCUGUUGACGUGCUCGUCGAAGGAAAGCUUUGUCAAGCACUGCGCCUCCCUGGAGCACGCGCGAAUGAUCUCUGAGGACAGCACCAUAGAGUGGAAAUACCGUCCCCCACCACACAAUCGCAAGCAAGAAUUCUCACUGUGUGAAAGACCAGAGACCUGCGAAUACGGUGAAAGGUGCACCAAAGCUCACUGUGUGGAGGAGCUGCAGGAGUGGCAGAUGCAAACCAGAGAGGCCCAGGAGAUCCAGCGCGGCGUCGAAGCACAAGGCCUGACAUGCUACAGGGACCGCGUACUGCAGGAGUACAGGAGCAGCAGCAAUGAAGUCCACAUUAUGUCGGAGCACAUUGAUGAUGUCACUGUCACGCACGAUAUGGAGCUGAGUGUGGAAUGUGAGCGGGCUGACUGUGAGCUGCGAUGGAUAUUUCAGAUUAACACAGAGAGACUACUUGCCCAUGUUGCCUUACUGAAACAGGAGUCUGGAGCUACAUUUACCCUAGGGGAAGUCAGUCUUGAAGAUCCUUGCACGUACUCUACAGGAGAGAGGUUCUGCACCUCAGACAUGUCCUAUGAUGUUCCUGUCUCCUUCAAGGCUGUCAGCCCAGGCCUGUAUGAGCAGUGGCUGGUGUUUGACUUCGACAUGAGGCCAGUGCUGCUGCAGAAGCUUAAGGUGAGAGUAGGCCAGCACAGCUCCAUCCAGCCUGUGGAGGCAGCAGAGAGCCAGAUGCCUACAGUGCAGAGUUUGGAGAGGUGGCACCAGGGAAACAGGCACAUCAUUCCCUGUCUGGACAAGAGCGAAGCCGAGGAAGAGCUACUGAAGGAGUACAAGCCUCCUCAGAUAAACCUGCAGUACAGCCCAGGAUCUGAGAGCAGCAUCUCCAUCACCAGCCAGAACUACAGGGAGAGAAUGCACAGCUUCCUUUACACAGAGGAGCUGGCACAAGAGGAGGUGGUGUCCAGACUCUGUGUGCAGGUGACUGUCGGCCUGACUAAUAAACUCUGUGGGCUUGGGUGUGGGAUGAAGAUCGCUCUGCCUGGAGAGCUCUUUGCUGCAGUCCCUAUGUCGUAUGUGCUCACCCCUGACACGCCGGAGGGCUUCAUCCUGAAGAGAGCCGUGCGGUCAGCCCUCGUAGCUCCAUCCUCCACGGUAAACCGGUGCAAUCGGGUGUACGAAGCUGUCAUCCUCCCAGAUGUCAUCAGCGAGAACAGACUUUACCUGAAGCUCUCCAAACGAUGCUGCUCUGAACUGCGCCUCCUGAACGGCACUUCCUGCGAGAUGGAAGUCCAGUUUCAGCUGAACCGCCUGCAGUUCUGCGAGAGGCACAAGGCCGUCGACCUCCUUCCAGAUGUAGGGAUGGUUUUACCAGACCUGAGGCAGUGCUGUGUUCCGGAGCACCACGGACAAUACCCCAGGCUCAACACUAAGCAGCAUGCGGCCAUGUCUUUCAUCCUUGGGGAUUCAGAUGGCAGGAGGACUGUGGCACCCCUGCUAAUUUACGGACCCUUUGGAACGGGGAAAACGUUCACCCUGGCCACAGCAGCAAAGGAGCUUGUGCGUCAGCCUGGAACCAGAGUCUUGAUCUGCACCCAUACGAACAGCUCUGCAGAUUUAUAUGUGAAGGACCAUUUCCAUCACUAUGUGAAUGCAGGACACCUUGAAGCCAAACCUCUGAGAGUGAAGGCAGAUAAAGGAGGAGUUUCUAAGAUUGCCACCGAUGAUGUCACCCUGCAGUACUGCCACCUUGAUGGCCAGUCGUUCGCAUUUCCUAAAAGAGCCACCUUGGACUCUCAUCGGGUCGUCAUAACAACAACGGUCAUGGCGAGGUACUUCCAUGACCUGAAGCUGCCAGGCGGUUACUUUACCCACAUUCUGAUCGAUGAGGCGUCUCAGAUGCUGGAGUGUGAAGCUCUGAUACCCCUCGGUCUGGCGGGAGCAGGAACGCGAGUGGUUUUAGCUGGAGAUCACAUGCAGAUGGGGCCAAAGCUCUUCUCAGUGGACGAGGACCAACGCUCCAAUCACACCCUGCUCAAUCGCCUCUUCCACUACUACCAGGCCGAAGAAAAAAACCCUGUGGCUUUGAAAAGCAGAAUCAUCUUAAACGAAAAUUACCGCUCCACUCAGGAAAUAGUGGACUUUGUGUCCGCUCACUUCUACGUCGGCACACGGGAUGCCAUCAAGGCCAGUGGAAAUGUGCCUCCACACCCCAAGUGCCAUCCUCUGAGGUUCCACCAUGUUCGCGGGGAGUGCCAUUUAGACACGGCGACGAUGUCCUGGUACAAUCUGGACGAGAUUGCACACGUUGUAAGCAUAGUCCGAAGGCUAUUUGACGAGUGGCCAGCCCAGUGGGGGAAUAAAGAACAGAGGACUAUUUGUGUUCUUUCUGAGGGAAGCCAGGUUUUUAUUAUUAGGAAAGAACUACAGAAGAUAAGUCUUGGCAGAGUAACCGUGGAAAAUGUGAGCAAUGUUCAAGGCAAGCAGUUCCGGGUCGUAGUGAUGACGACCGUUCACACGCGAGACAGCUUGUGCUCCUCUGACACGGCCUGCCUGGAAUUCUUCAACGAUGCGAGGGUGCUGAACACUGUUAUGACCAGAGCGCAGUCCCAGGUCGUGGUCGUGGGGGACGCCGCGGCUCUGUGCUACUUCGGGAGGUGCUCGAAGAUCUGGAAGAGCUACAUCGAGCAGUGCAUCAGGAAGAGCAGCGCUGAACCUCGGCACCUCACGGAGGACCACGUGGAACAGGAAGUGAGGGAAAUCUCGAUGUUUCAGAGGGCCGAAAGCAAGGACAUUGACGAUCUCGAAGGGGUCACGUCAGGGGAAGAGGCCAACACGGACGAGAUACUGCAGCAGCUGAUGGAAGAUAACAACACUGCCAAUUACCACGUAUCCUACGCGGACAAUUCAGAGAGUGGUGAUGGAGAAAAAAGCUGUCAAGAAAGGAGAGCAUAUUACUCCAACACUGAGAAAGAGGCGCUGCUGGACUUGGUGAGAACGAAGCCAGACAUGUACAAAUAUGGCGAACUGGUGAGGGAAAAGUUUAACACAGGUUAUGUCAUGCCAUUUGACAACCCUGUCGCGCAUGUCCAAAUCAAAGGAAGAGAGAAUAUGGGCAUGUCCUUUUCUGGUGAUGAGGUAGUAGUGCAAAUUACCACGAAGGAGAGAGGUCUUGCCUUCGGGAAGGUUUUGGGCAUCACCAAGAGUGCUGAAUCUUCUCAAGUAUUUGUGUGCACUUUCGAAGAUGACGACAACAGAAAACAGGAGGACGACAGUGACGUUGUCUCCAAGGUCAUGGUGCCCCUAAACAAGAGUGCCACCAAAAUUCGAAUUCUGUGCAGCAAGAGGCAUCGCAACAAGAUCCCAAUAUGGAAGCUUGACAAUGGAAACUGGAAGAUCGAAAGGUACCAAAUCCUGAACGAGAAAUCAAAGCGGAACCACGUGUUUGUUGUGGAGGUGGUGCUCUGGAAAGAACACUGUCUGUUCCCGUUAGGGAAGGUCACAGACGUUAUUCCCAUGGGAACGUCUUUGGAGGAGGGGCUAAAGCUUCUGGAUAUGGAACUACGUCUCGAACAGUCUCCCCCUAGUCGUGUCUUGUCUGCGACCCAGAUGCGUGCAGAUGCGCAGUUGGGCGCAAGGAAUCGAUUGGAUUUCCGGAAUGUAAUCACUUUCACUGUUGAUCCUGAAACUGCCAGGGACUUAGACGAUGCGAUCAGUGUCAAGGAGUUGGACAGCCACUAUGAACUUGGAGUGCACAUUGCAGACGUGGCAAGUAUUAUACCUAAGGGUAGCCCCUUAGACGACCAAGCAAGAAAACGUGGAGUUACUUAUUAUCCGCCCAAAAAUACGAAAGUAGAGCCAAAAUACAUGUUCCCGAGAGAUCAUGUCAAUCAGUGGAGUCUUCUGCCAGGAAGUGAUCGCAACGCAGUUUCUUUGAUUGUGGAAGUGGAAAAGACAACAAACAGGAUCGUCAAUAGUAACUUUGUGCUGUCUCGCAUAAAAUCAGACAGAAAGCUGUCUUAUGAAGAAGCUGAAGAUAUCAUCGCAAAACACUGCGGCAACGGGGUCCGCUUUGACACACUGGAAGGUUGUCUGGCUGUUGCCUAUCUUUUUUCUAGAGAGCACAGGAAAGCCAGGCUUCAGGGUGACUGGCACUACGCACAGCCUGACAACGGGAAGUCCCUAGGGAAAAGAAAAUCCCAUCAGAUGAUUGAAGAGCUGAUGAUAAUGUUCAACAAUUCUGUAUCUGAGUUCCUGAUCGAGAAAAAUGAAACAGUUAAUUUUACUCCUCUUAGGUGCCAGGCGAGGCCCAGUUCUGAACACCUGAGAGACCUAGAAGAGAGGUAUAAGGACCUCAUACCAAUGUCAAAUCACUUGACGUUCCACAUCGGCAGUGUCAAACAGCCCUCGCGAAUUAGAAGCUUCUGCGUGUUAACUCAUCUGUGGAAGGAGCUCCAGUCCGCUGCUCGGCGCAGGGAAAUCGACAAAAUAGCCGACCUGAUCAACACCGACGACAUCCACCCACAGCUGCUCCCCGUCACGUCGGAAUUCAGAAGAUUGCUCGGCAAAGCGUACAUCAUCCGUGCUAACUCGGCCCCGGCCGCCAAGGUUGGCCACUACUCCCUGCAGCUUGAUUCUUACACGAAGGCGUCAUCGCCCAUCCGCAGCUACUUGGACGUGAUCCUUCAGAGGCUCCUCCAUGCGAUCCUGAACCGUACUCCGGUCCCAUAUUCCACGCCAGAGAUUGACAUGCUGUGUCAGCAGUUCGAGAAUAACAACAAAAAGGCAGAUGAGUACCAAAAGAAGGCCGAAACCCUCGUCCUUGCGGUAAACCUGAAAAAACAAAAUGCUCAAAAGCUGGCGUUCGUGACUGAUGUGCAGCCGGAGGGAGAGAGUUUCCGGUUGUCAUUCCCCUUUGACAAAGACACUAUGCCAGACUCCUUUCCUGUUCUGUACAGGGACUUGCUACUUGAGGACCAACCAUUGUUUGACAAAGAUGAAGGUCACAUGAAGCUCACAUGGAGAAGAAGGGUGUACUCAGUUGAAACCGCAGAAACCCAUCUUGAGCUUAAAAGGUUGAAACGUUGCAACCCAUGCACUGACAUCCCACUGAAGGCCUGGCAAAACAUUCUUGAAGCGGUGAAGGUGGAGAAAUGGGACACAGCCAUUUCCAUCAUACUAACUACACACACGGGACUGACAGGGCAAAAGAGCAUGCCAUGCCUAAAGGAUACUCACGAAGACGGGGCAACCUCCUCUACUCAGCUCAGCAAAGUCGAGACCCAGCACUACAUCGACCUCGCCCUGGAGUUAAAAUGCGGAGACACGCUUCCGGUCCAAAUGACGACCGAAAUUAAGCAGGGGAUCCUUACGCCAGCUGUGCAGCUGCUGAACGUCAACGCCAAGUUCGAGGUGUGUGUGAACCACGCUCACAGUCCCGUCGACUGCUUCUCCAAGUGCGCGGAGUACAAAACCAGGCCCUUGUACUCCAGCAUUGAGGAGUACGCGAGGAUCUGGAGGCCACUUUGCGAAAUGGAGUCUGCCUCCACCGCCGUGGAUGAAAGUGAUAGCAUCAUCAUAGAGGACCUGGAGCUGACGUGGAAUCGUGGCUCCAGACUGGAAGGCAGCUUUAUCCUGCCCAAAGCCAUCGUUAAAGACUGGGCUAUUGAGUGUAACCUUGCCAAGUGCUUCUUAUGCAUUCGGAAAAGGGACCUGAAGCAGACCUCCACUCUUGACCAAUCUGAAGUGGAUCCCAGCAGUUUCACUUGGGUGGCCCAUGGAGUCACUACUGCUUUAUCAGAAACGGGAAAGUUAUCAAAGAAAGUCAUAAAAGUGGACUUCUACAUCAAUCACUUGCCCAUGGACACCACUCCAGAUUUUGUGUUCAAGAACAGCACAAAGUUCACAGUUGAGAUCAUCCCAAAGCUUCUUCCUGAUGUGCGCAAAGAGAAUGCUGUAAAUAACCUCAGAUCCGCAAACGAACUCGUUGAGAAAAUUGUGCUUGGAUGGAAGAUUCCAAAAGGAGCUUCAGACACACCGGUCCCAAGGUGGAGACUGAUGAGGAACGAGCCGCCUCCAGGACUCCCAAUGCUGAACGAGAGUCAGUACGCUGCGAUAGAAAAAGCCCUGAAGAACAACUUCACUCUCAUCCAGGGGCCACCAGGAACUGGAAAAACUGUGGUGGGGGCUUACAUUGUGUACUGGUUUUUCGUGCUGAACUCGGAGAUACCCAGGCAGUACGAGGACCCUAAGGACAAAGACAAGAAAGAGGUCAUUCUCUACUGUGGCCCUUCCAACAAAUCAGUUGACGUCAUUGCUGAGUAUCUAAUGAAGUUCGGGGACAAGCUAAAACCGCUCCGAGUGUACAGCCGGCAGAUGGAGAUGCUGGAGUAUCCCUAUCCUGGAAGCAUCCUUCAGCUGUCUCGAAAGUCGCUUCGUCAGGAGCGAUCGAGGCCCGAGAUCAAGUCUAUCACUAUGCAUCAUCGUAUAAGGGAACCAGAGAAUCCACACUCUCAAGAAAUAUUACACUAUGAUGAAAAGAUCAGGUUGGCCAAUGAAUCAAAGGGGGAGGAGCUGACAGAUGAUGAGGUCGAAGCGUACAAAAAGCUGCUGAACCAGGCACGCCUGCACGAGCUGAAGAAGCAUGAUGUCAUACUCUGCACCUGCACUGCCGCCUCCACGCCAAACCUGACCAAGACCGUCAGCGCACGGCAGAUUCUCAUCGACGAGUGCGCCAUGGCAACAGAGCCCCAGGCUCUCAUUCCAUUGGUCAGUUUUAAACCUGAGAAGAUUGUGUUGCUGGGUGACCACAAGCAGCUCCGACCUAUUGUCAAAAAUACACUGGUUCGAAAGCUGGGCAUGUCAGUGUCUCUGUUUGAGCGCUACAUGGCUAGGGCUGUGUUGCUGGACACGCAGUACAGAAUGCACAAAGAUAUCUGCGAAUUUCCUUCCAUGGAGUCCUACCAGGGGAGACUGCAAACUGCAGUGGAACGGGAAAACAGUGUCCUUCUAGUGGAUUCCCAAAAAACAUCCCAGAUUGUUUUUGGACACAUAGACGGGGAAGAGGUCAGCCUUGUGGUGACGACGGAGAAGGGAAAUGAAAACUCCAAAGCAAAUAGGGAGGAGAGCAGAAUUGUUGUUGGCAUUGCUGAGUCACUCGUAAACAACUCUAACAUCCCUCAGGAGCAAAUCGCAAUUUUGUCACCCUACAAUGCUCAGGUUUCUGAGAUUAAAAAUCUGCUGAAGAAGAAUCGUAUGCACAAAAUCACAGUCAGCACCAUCACAAAGAGUCAAGGAAGUGAAUGGCGCUACGUUAUCCUGUCCACCGUGCGCUCCUGUCCUCGAGAGGAGAUCGAGGCAGAGCCCAGCAGAGCCUGGCUCUCUAAACACGUGGGUUUUGUUGGCGACCCCAACCAGAUCAACGUGGGGAUCACCAGGGCUCAGCAGGGGCUGUGCAUCAUCGGAAACCAAGUGUUGCUGAGGUGCAGUAAAGCUUGGGAAAGUCUACUGAGACACUAUACAUCGAAAGGGUACGUCACAAACGCCAGUGACAUCACUGCACGGAAAGAGACCUGAGUCAGAGCUCACUACAACAUGCGCAAGAUAGACCACAAGUGUGGUUAUGGCUGGAGCAGCUCUCUGCUCGGUCGAAAUCGUUUCACCAGCAAAUGCAAGGGUCCGGUGAGAGGAGACUUUCACUGUUCAUACGCUGAAUGAUGUGCAAGCGCAACGUUGAGAAUGUUUUGUAAAA
Megalops cyprinoides (Indo-Pacific tarpon) is the source of this 8892-nucleotide messenger RNA. RefSeq names its product helicase with zinc finger domain 2-like. The coding region runs from base 297 to 8717 and encodes 2806 amino acids. The record is from RefSeq and is a predicted model, not a curated record. Gene Ontology annotation, molecular function: RNA nuclease activity; ATP hydrolysis activity; 5'-3' DNA helicase activity. The transcript is spliced from 20 exons. Lineage: Eukaryota; Metazoa; Chordata; Actinopteri; Elopiformes; Megalopidae.